Molecule: messenger RNA, 2492 nt
Organism: Marmota monax (woodchuck)
Lineage: Eukaryota; Metazoa; Chordata; Mammalia; Rodentia; Sciuridae
Product: cytochrome P450 4X1
Exons: 12
Coding region: 411-1940 (509 amino acids)
Molecular function (GO): heme binding; iron ion binding; monooxygenase activity
Source: RefSeq, a predicted model, not a curated record
AGCGCCUGUAGCUUUAGAUAGGAUUCCAGAGUGGGAAGGAAGGUCUUUUUGCAUAGCAGCUUAUUAUUUAUUGAUGACAAAUAGAAAAAAACAAUUAGCUCAGCCUAGGCGUUAUUUCAAAAUCUAAAUUCGGAUCUUCCAUGAUUGAAAUACUACACCGCAGAACAGUGAAAGAAAUUCGCCUAAAGCAAGAUGCGCAUCAGUGGAUAAAGGGUUAGGAAUCAAGAACGCGCUCCUGCCUCCUCUCCCCGGCCUGAACCUCCCCUCCCACCGCCCUUUCUCCUUCCCCGGGAAAUGCAGGGCUGAGAGGCGACAGCCUGAGUGAUGCUCGCCAGCUCUGGGCUGGUGAAAGCGCACGACGUCCCUCCCGGUCCCUGGAGCCUGCUAGUGAGCCUGGCGUGCGCAGAGCGAUGGAGGCCUCCUGGCUGGAAACGCGAUGGGCGCGGCCUUUAUACCUGGCGUUCGUGUUCUGCCUGGCCCUGGGACUCCUGCAGACCAUCAAACUCUACCUACGAAGGCAGCGACUGCUGCGAGACCUCCGCCCCUUCCCGGCGCCUCCCACCCACUGGUUCUACGGGCACCAGAAGUUUCUUCAGGAAGAUAAAAUGGAGAAGCUUGAGGAGACUGUUGAAAAGUAUCCUUGUGCCUUCCCUUGUUGGGUUGGGCCCUUUCAGGCAUUUUUCUUUAUCUAUGACCCAGACUAUGCAAAGACAUUUCUGAGCAGAACAGACCCCAAGUCCCAGUACCCAUACAGGUUCAUGACUCCGUGUCUUGGAAAAGGACUCUUGAAUCUAGAUGGGCCCAAGUGGUUCCAGCAUCGUCGACUACUGACUCCUGGAUUCCAUUGUGAUAUCCUGAAAACAUAUGUCGAUAUGAUGGCCCAUUCUGUGAAUACGAUGUUGGAUAAGUGGGAGAAGAUUUGCAGCACUCAGGACACAGCCAUGGAGGUUUUUGAACACAUCAACUUGAUGGCCCUGGACAUAAUCAUGAAAUGUGCUUUCAGCCGGGAGACCAACUGCCAGAUAAAUGGCUCCCUUGAUCCUUAUGUAAAAGCAACGGUUGAACUCCGCAAAAUUAUAUUUUAUCGCAUGUACAAUUUCUGGCACCACCAUGACAUAAUUUUCAAGUUCAGCCCUAAUGGCCACCUCUUCCAAGAGUUAAGCAAAGUGCUACAUCAACACACAGAAAAGGUAAUCCAGGACAGAAAAAAACCCCUCAAGGCUGGAAUGAAGCAGGAUAACACUCAAAAGAAAAAGUACCAGGAUUUCCUGGAUAUUAUCCUUUCUGCCCAGGCUGAAAAUGAAGACAGCUUCUCCAAUGCUGACCUGCGGUCCGAGGUGAACACGUUCAUGUUGGCUGGGCAUGACACCUCGGCUGUGAGCCUCUCCUGGCUCCUCUACUGCCUGGCUCUGAACCCUGAGCAUCAGGAGAGAUGCCGGGAAGAGAUCAGGAGCAUCCUAGGGGACGGAUCUUCCAUCACCUGGGACCAGCUGGGUGAGAUGUCAUACACCACAAUGUGCAUCAAGGAGACGUUCCGAUUGAUUCCUCCAGUCACGUCCAUUUCCAGAGAACUCAGCAAGCCCCUUACCUUCUCAGAUGGACGCUCCUUGCCUGCAGGAAUCACCGUGGUUCUCAGUAUUUGGGGUCUUCAUCACAACCCUGCUGUCUGGAAAAGCCCAAAGAUCUUUGACCCAUUGAGAUUUACAAAGGAGAAUUCUGAUCAGAGACACCCUUAUGCCUUCUUACCAUUCUCAUCUGGACCAAGAAACUGCAUCGGGGAGCAGUUUGCCAUGCUGGAGUUAAAGGUGGCCAUUGCCUUGAUUCUGCUCCACUUCAAAGUGACUCCAGACCUCACCAGGCCUCCUGUCUUCUCAAACCACAUUAUCCUCAAACCCAAGCAUGGAAUUCAUUUGCACCUGAAGAAAUUCCCCAAGUGCUAGAUCCACAAGUACAAUGACUAAAUAUACUUUGUUUUUAAGUUACAUUUACAGCUAAUGGUUCAAGCAAAUAGAGAGGAAUCAACAUGCAGUAAGAGGGUUGGAGAUAGAUGGAUUAAGGGAUAUCUGUAGAGCUGCACAUUCCCUAAGGACAUUUCCAGGUAACUCCUAACACUGUUUGUUUGUGUGGUUCCAACUAUCAUUAACACUAUAUACCAAGCACUUUGCUAAGUGACUUCCAAACAUAUUCUGUUGUUUUUUUUAAAAGUUUUUAGAAUUACUUGAUAGGUGGAUAUAUAAAUAUUUGCUGUAAAAGAAAUUCAACAUUAGAAAAGCAUGUAGAAUAAAUUAAAAAUUUCAUUUUACCUAGCCCAUACUGAAUGCCCUGAUCAAUCCUAUCAACUUUAAAAAAAAGAAUAAUUUGGUGUGUAUUCUUUCAUAUUUUUUCCUAUAUAUUUCACAUAUAUACCCAUAGGAAUGUAUUCUUACCAAUGGGUUCAUAUCAAUAUUGUUCUUGCUUUUCUCACUUAAUAAAAGUCCAUCUUAUUCCAAGGA